Echinostoma caproni is the source of this 1104-nucleotide messenger RNA. Lineage: Eukaryota; Metazoa; Platyhelminthes; Trematoda; Plagiorchiida; Echinostomatidae. The record is from the annotation of a GenBank genome assembly.
AUCCCAGAUCUAUCUGCACUACAACAAAUAUUUUCGAAUCAAUCCAUGGGUAGCACGUUGACCAGCACAUUUCCCGGUUUGACUUCAACUAUUGUUCGAUCACCGGGUGGGACAGUGCAUCUGCCCAAAGAAGUGUUGGAUCUUCGACAGCCGAAUCAAUCGGCCGAAAUGACGUACAGCUCGGCAAAUCAGACUCUCUUCAUUCCGGCCAUUUCAACCUCAUUACCCCGGUUGGAUCACUUGCUUAGUCAGGAAUCAUUCUUUCCCGCCUACUGUUCGGCCGAUAUAACUGGAAUUCACAAUGAAGCCAUUGAUUUGAGCACAAGAAAUGGGCCCGGAAACCAAAUGAUUCCAUCACAAAGUCUGUACGGGACAAAUCCGAUAUCCGAUGGACUGUGUUUAGACCAAAAUGUGACAACCGCGAGUUACAUAAAUCCGGAUGAGCUGAACUGCAAACCAGACAUACCAAUACGCCAACCCCGUGUGAUUGGUACGCGGAAACCUCGCCUAGUCUCCCGAUCUGGAGUGAAUCGUCAGCCAAGACGAAAAUCUACCCGCUUAUUACCAUCAUGUAGUUAUCCAGCCCGAAGAAUGAGUCUGCGCAAUCGACAGCCUCGACGUCGAUAUAUUUUUGAGUCAUCUGACCCAAUUUCAACCGCAGAUGAGGAUGUGGUUGAGUUGGAAUCGGAUCAAGCCGCCAACUCAAACACAAAAAACAGCACAUUGUAUGGACAACCCAGUGAACGAGUGACUAUUCAACAAAUGGAAGAACUGGCCCCGUUGAGGUUACAUUCAAUCUCAUUAGGAGCAGAAUAUCGUCCAAUUGUGAGCAAUAAUUAUUCACCGUACGCGGAGCACUCGAUGCACCGAAGGCAAACGUGUUCCACUUGUCGAAUUCAGUUUGAAGAUUCACUCUCAUUUGUGAAACAUAUUCAACGGGUACAUUUGGGCAUUACUUUGACCGAAAUGAAAAAAGCCAGUAUGAUCCAACCGCAAACCCAGUGGAACACGCUCAACACGACCGCCGCCGCCCGUUCGAUCAGCCAACUACCGUCCGGCGAACAGACCCAAUCGCACGGGGAACGUAUCAAAACAGAACGUUAG